Chelonia mydas (Green sea turtle) is the source of this 6292-nucleotide messenger RNA. RefSeq names its product protein O-linked mannose N-acetylglucosaminyltransferase 1 (beta 1,2-) (gene POMGNT1). Lineage: Eukaryota; Metazoa; Chordata; Testudines; Cheloniidae. Gene Ontology annotation, molecular function: beta-1,3-galactosyl-O-glycosyl-glycoprotein beta-1,3-N-acetylglucosaminyltransferase activity. The coding region runs from base 532 to 2511 and encodes 659 amino acids. The transcript has 22 exons. Gene Ontology annotation, cellular component: Golgi membrane. Gene Ontology annotation, biological process: protein O-linked glycosylation via N-acetylgalactosamine. The record is from RefSeq and is a predicted model, not a curated record.
GCGCCCUGCCCCGGGGUGCCGUGUGGCAGUGGGGCCCCCCCUCCCCCCAAUAUUACAGCGCAAGGUGGUGACCCUGCGGCUGGAGCGCUCCCGUUGGGCGUGCGGGGCAAGUCGUGGGAAGGGGAGCUGGGAUUUGGGGGUUUCUGUGCCCCCCACCCCGAUCCUGUCUAGUGUGCAUGGCACCCCGGUGGGUUUACAGACUCCCCUGGCUUGGUGUGGCUGCUUCCCUGGCGUUCUCAGGGAGCCCCUGGAACAGCGCGGGACGGGACGGCACGAGAGUGCCCUCACCCCCUAGCUAAUGAGCCCGGACCAGGGUCUGGGGCAGCGUGGGGCGAGAGCAGAGCUCGGUUUCCCGCUGCGCAGUGUGCCGAUGCUGCUGUCCCUGCUGCAGACACCUGUGCCAUUAGGAACUGGACUGAAGCCACCAGCUCGCUCCACGCAGGGACCCUUGAAGGAAUGGGACCGGAGCCUACCAGAUCCUGACAGCUGCCCCAGGCUGCUCCCCUCACCCAUCCUCCUCGCCCCGUGAUAAUGGAUGAGUGGAAACCCAACGCUCCAGCCAAACAGUUUGUCCCGCGGAAAAACCGGAGCUGGUACCUCGCCUGGAAGUACAAGCUGAUGAAUCAGAGAGCCGUCAGGCGGCUAUGCCAGAUGGGUGCUGUCCUCUUUCUGCUUGUGACUGUGAUUGUGAAUAUUAAGCUGAUCUUGGACACUAGAAGAGCUGCCAGCGAGGGGGAGGAGGAGUCUGCCCAAGACUAUGAUGAAGGUGUGCAGCAUCUGGAGAGCCUGCGCCGCCCCACCAGCACCAGGAAGGUCUUGGACAUCGAGGUGUACUCCAGCCGGUCGAAGGUCUACGUGGCUGUGGACGGGACGACGGUCUUAGAAGAUGAUGCUCGAGAGCAGGGCAGAGGGAUCCACAUCAUUGUGUUAAAUCAGGCUACAGGUCACGUGAUGGCCAAGAGGGUGUUUGACACCUACUCACCCCAUGAAGACGAAGCCAUGGUCCUCUUCCUCAACAUGAUCGCUCGUGGCCGCAUCCUGAUCUUCUCUAUUAAGGACGAAGGCUCCUUCCACCUUAAAGACUCAGCAAAGAGCCUCCUGAAGAGCUUGGGAAGCCAGGUCGCCUCGUCCCUCAGCUGGAGGGACAUGUGGAGCUUUGUGGGGAAGAAAGGAGGCGAGGUGUACGGCGAGAAGCAUUCCAAGUCCCCGGCGCUCUCCACAUGGGGGGACCCCGUCCUGCUGAAGACCGAAGUCCAGCUGACCUCUGUGGAAGAUGCCGAGUGCCGCUGGCCCGACACGGAGCUGAACCGCCGCCGGUGGAGGUUCUGCACCAAGGUGGAAGGUUACGGCAGCGUCUGCAGCUGCAAAGACCCCACGCCCAUCGAGUUCAACCCUGAUCCCCUCAAGGACAAUAAAGUCUUUAAUGUGCCCGUGGCUGUCAUUGCAGGGAACAGACCCAAUUACCUGUACAGGAUGCUGCGGUCCCUGCUGUCAGCUCAAGGGGUCAACCCCCAGAUGAUCACGGUCUUUAUUGAUGGAUAUUAUGAGGAGCCAAUGGACGUGGUGGAGUUGUUUGGCCUGAAAGGGAUCCAGCACACUCCGAUCAGCAUUAAAAAUGCCCGAGUGUCCCAGCACUACAAGGCCAGUCUGACUGCAACCUUCAACCUGCACCCGGAUGCCAAGUUUGCUGUGGUGCUGGAAGAAGACUUGGACAUCUCCAUCGACUUCUUCAGCUUCCUGAGCCAGUCGAUCUAUUUACUGGAGGAGGACGACAGCCUGUACUGCAUCUCGGCUUGGAACGAUCAGGGCUACGAGCACACAGCCGAGGACCCCUCGCUCCUGUACCGCGUCGAGACCAUGCCCGGCCUGGGCUGGGUGCUGAGCAAAAGCCUCUACAAGGACGAACUGGAGCCAAAAUGGCCAACCCCAGAGAAGCUGUGGGACUGGGACAUGUGGAUGCGGAUGCCGGAGCAGCGGAAAGGCCGGGAAUGCAUCAUCCCUGACGUCUCGCGCUCGUACCACUUCGGCAUCGUGGGGCUCAACAUGAACGGCUACUUCCACGAAGCCUAUUUCAAGAAGCACAAAUUCAACACCGUCCCGAAUGUGCAGCUCAAAAACGUGGAGAGCUUAAAGAAGGACGCCUACGAGAUUGAAAUUCACCGGCUCCUGGGCGAGGCUGCGGUUCUGGAUCACAGCAAGAACCCGUGCGAGGACUCCUUCCUGCCCGACACCGAGGGCAAGACCUACGUGAUGUACAUCAGGAUGGAGCAGGAAGCCGACUUCACCACCUGGACUCAACUCGCCAAGUGCCUUCACGUCUGGGACCUGGACGUCCGCGGGAACCACAAAGGCUUGUGGCGUCUCUUCCGCAAGAAGAACCACAUCCUGGUGGUGGGCGUGCCCGCCUCCCCUUACUCGUCGAAGAAGCCCGCUGCGGUGACCCCGAUCUUCAUGGAGCCCCCCGCCAAGGAGGAGGUGGCCGGGCAGGUGGCAGCAGCAGAGCAGACGUGAGCCGGAGAGAUCUCCACGGCACCACCGCACGCAGAGAGGAGAGGGGGCAGCGCUUGGUAGAGGCUGGGUACUCCCAGUGGGGGUGGGGUAGGGACUUCAGCUGUGCCCCAUGUGCUCCCCGGACGGAAACCGGGACACAGGACUCCGCCCCUGCCUGGGGACUGGCUGCUGUCGCUCUGGGACCCCGCAGCGUUGCCCUGUAGGAUGUGACGCCCGCCCGUGCACACAGGCUCUUUUUAACACUGACUCUUUACUAACUUUGCCCCCCUCCUUAGGAGGAGGCAUUUUAAAUGCACCGGCUCCUUUAAGGCGCUCUCUGCCCCACAGCGGGGUGGGAGGCGAAUUUUGUAGCCCAGGAAGUGCCCAUGCUCUCAGGCCAGACUUUAUUUAUUAACUCUUGUGUGGCUGGCUCGCCCUGUGCCAGGCUUUUCCAUCGGGGCCCGUGCCCCUCUGAUGGCUCUGCCCUGGGCCGGUGGUACCCUGGGCGUCUGAGCCAAGGUGGGUGAAAUGCCCUGUCCUCUGCCUGGUUUGUGGGGCAGAGAAGGGACCUGGUACGGCCCAGCUCUAGAGAGGUUUGGGGAUGUCACUGGUGGAAGGGCCAGAGCCUUGGGCCCAGCUCACAGCAUCCGGAGGAACAAGGAUCAGGGGAAAUGUGGCCUGUCUCUUUAAAUGGAAUUCUUCCCUCCCUCCCCCACUGCACGGAUCAGUGGAUGGCGCCAUGUGGGAGACCCGGGUUCAAGGCGCCCCCGCCCGGCCACCGACGUCGUGACUCUUCCCAGUGCAAGCUCAUGCGUGGCAGCCAGCGAGCGGCACGGAUUAGCCUCCCGGUGGCCGUGGUGCCGGAGCAGAGAGACGGGAGCCAGCUGGAGAGGGGGUGAAGGAGCCUUGCAGAGCGGGCGCUGCCCUGGUGUGUGAAGAGCAGGCGCUGCCCGCACGUGGGCCCAUUGCUUGCCGCCCAAAGCUUAAAGGGAAGACAGCAGCAAGGGGGUUGGGAGCCCACAACUCCAUCACAGGCAGCUGCUGCGGCAGGCCCCGUGUGCCGGAGGGGGCCACGUCCUGCUGUGAGCACUAUGGGUUCCCGGUGGUACUCGCCCACCCUGCCGGGCACUCUCAGCCCCCCUUGCACUGAGCGAGAUUGGGCUGGCUCUGAGGAGCGGCCAUGGGACGCCGCUCUCGGGCUGGGGCUGGCUGUCCCCUCUGACCCUGAGCCCUGCCAGCCUGACUGAAGCUACGGAAAGGGAAGACAUUCAGGGACGAGGAGGGUUUGGGUUUCCCCUCCCCUCUGCGUGUGCCUUAGCGGAGGUCGCACAGGGCGGGGUGGGAUGAGUGAACCCGGCCUGUAGAUUUCCCCCCCAGCUGUAGCCAGCGGGAGCUCGGAGUGGCCCAGCAAGUGACGCCACCGGGUUCCAGUUUGAUCUGAGUCCAAAAAGUCUCCGACCUGUGGUCGAUGCCUAUAUAGAGAUGAUUCUCUUUUUUCCCACCCACCACCACCUUCCUGCCAAUCAGAUUUGCAGGAGCAGCUCUCCGAGCUGCCUCCUCCUUGGGACGGAGGAGCAGGGGAAGGGCCCCACCCCGGGAGCUCUCCUUUGAAUUGGGUCGAGCUCUGGCUCCGAGUGGGGGAGAGACAGCGCCUGGAUCAGGCACUCCCCCGCGCCUCUGCUCCAUGGGAUCAGACCCUCAGCACUUCAGUUCCCCGGCCUGGGUGCCAGCCCCAAAGCUAACCAGACAGUGCAUUUACUGGCAGCAGACCUGGAGGCAGAUGGCAGUGAGCAGAGCGCCAAUGCACUAUAAUUUGGGACGAGGGGAGCUGGGGGCUCAGGAACGAGACCUGUUGGAUUAUUGGUUUGGUUGCAGCCCAGGCAUGCAGGGAUAAGGGCCAAGACCAAGUGCCUAACUUCCAUUGGUUUCAAUGGGAGUUAGGCGUCUAAAUAAUCUUGAGGUCUGGACCACAGUCCUUGCCAGCUGCUGGCUGUUUUGGCCCGUGCUAUGCAAGCUGGCUGGCUGGCAGAUCUGGCAUCCGCAUCACUCGCAACUGGCCAUCUUGGCUGCAAGGUCAAGGGUCAAAUGGGGCAAACCCGUGGGGCAUUUGGACUGCCGCUGCCCAUGGUGUUUGUAGAAGAUUCUGCUCUCUUCGCUGGCCUGAUGUUCGCCGCGCAUCCCCCUCUCUGCUGCCAUGGUUUCCAGGUACGUUGGGACGGUCCCUGGCUGAGUGGCUGGGGCCAUCCGCAUUUUGUGGCAACAGGGAAGGGGGAGGAGCGUCAAAGGGGCCUGAUGAUUUUAAAGGCGCGUGUGAUGAAAACCAAGCGAUCAUUAGGAGCAGCUUGGCUGUACUGCGGAUCGAAACCCACCUCAGAUGAGCCACUGAUCCCCAGGCAGUCUCCUGCAUAUAACACUACAUUAACUUAUUUAUUUAUUCGACCGUAGGGAUGAGGUUUUGAACCAGGAAGGCACCUGGGGUCCUCCUUUGGGAUUGCUGUCAGAGAGGGGUUUCCCACUUAGCAGAUGUUGGGGCGUUGCAUUGUUCCAUUCCGUUCUCCCUUGGCCAGUUGACUUUGACAGGGUUAUGAUGGCCUCUGGUGCUUUUUUUUGUCUUCUCACCUCCAAAAUGUACAGCAGUACCUCACUGGGUUAAACUGGGAAGCCCAAGCACAGGUGAUGGGGGAUUUUUGCAAACGCUUAAGGAAACGCGCACACAAAAUCGACCCAGCGUAUGUACUGUGAGUGCUAACUGCGCUCUGCCACAGCGAAUGCUCUGUAGCGUACUUUGCCGAGACCCGGAAAGUCCCCCUAGCGCUGUGCCUGCCGCUGCGUCUCCGAGAAGUGGAGAGAGACUUGUGUCCGGGGGGCAGGUUGCUGGGGAUGAAGUGUGGGCUGCUGCAGAUCUCCUGUACUGGAGGUGUGCAGUGACCGUUCUGAACCCCGGAGUGAUGCUAGAAGGCUGGGGGUAUGCUACUCCUUUUCUCUCGAAGAACCCCAUUCUCCCCCCCGCCCCCGCCCUGGCUGCCUUUUGCAGGCAAACUUUGAAAUAAAGCCCCUCCCUUGUUUUACAAUCGCUUGCGGGUUUUGGCCCUGAACUGCUGCUAAUUCCACUCUUGUUCUGUAAUCGGUUUAAACUUGUGGAGCAGAGGAGCUGGAAGAAGGCAACCUAAGCUGGUUCUUUGCACACUGAAGUAGUGUGAUUUGAUUGCUGGUGUCUCCUGGCUUUUUUUCUUACUACCUGGCCUCGUCCAGCAAAGGCCACAGCCGGGGGAAUCCUCUAAUCAUCUUUCUCGAGCCGGCUGCCCCUCUGCUCUAACCAAUGGCGUUGCAAUGCACAGAAUAAAAUGGAAGAGCCCGAUUGACUUCACUUGAUAGUGUCUGGGUCCUGCCCAUGGAAGCCAAUGUCCUGUUGCCUUCAGUUGUAACAGGAUUUGACGCUGGAAAGGGGUCACACUGUGUCUGGCUCUGCAGCGCCUCGAUGGGUCAAACUUUUCUUACCCUCCUUCCUUGAAAACUACCAGCUUCGUGCUGUCAGCCUCUUUUGUUGUGUGCCUCUCUCUCUCCCCUGACUGCCCCAGUCCAUCCGGCUUGGUCUGCGGGGCUGGCCAGCCCUGGCUUGCCCAGCUGCAGGGUCCUGUGUGUAAUGGGGUGGUAGGACAGGGACUGUGUGAGGGAUGGGCUGGCUUGCCCAGCUGCAGGGUCCUGUGUGCGAUGGGGCGGCGGGACGGGGGCUGUGUGAGGGAUUGGCGCUUUCUGAAUCCGGUUUAUCUUUUUGUCAAAAUAAACAUUGCAGUCCUGUUUA